AUGCUUCGUUGUACGCUGGUGGUUUGCGGCAGAGGAGUCGUUAAAAGGCUCGCCUCGUCGUUCUGCAGUGAGAGCGCUCUGCCUCCCAAUCUGCUGCUGCCGACCAACCUGGUGGAUCCUUCCAGACUAAAGCGGCCUCCUCCUCCUGCAGACUGCUCACUGCCUCUCCUGAGGAAGUGCGACGCCGUCGUUCCCGCUCAUCGGAGCGCCGUCCAGGCGUGGGUGGAGACUCUGGAGAGGCGGGACGGCGAGCCGCUGGGUUUGGCUGAGCUCCACCCGGAUGUCUUCGCGGUGCCUCCGAGGCUCGAUAUUCUCCACCAGGUGGAAAUAUGGCAGAAAAACUUCAAGAGAGUUAGCCACGCCAACACAAAGAUCAGGUCAGAGGUCAGAGGUGGAGGCAGGAAACCAUGGAACCAGAAAGGAAGUGGACGAGCUCGCCAUGGAAGCAUCCGAUCCCCGAUAUGGAAAGGAGGCGGGGUCGCCAAAGGACCCAGAGGGCCGACCGGCUACUACUACAUGUUACCCAUGAAGGUUCGGGUUCAAGGACUCAAAGUGGCUCUGAGCUCCAAGAUGGCGCAGGACUACCUUCACAUCGUGGACUCUUUGAACAUCCCCACACCCGACCCUCAGUACCUGCUGGACCUCAUCAGAGAGAAACACUGGGGAGAGUCGGUGCUAAUAGUCGAUGUAUGUGAAGAGUUUCCUGAAAACAUCCUUCAGGCAACGGCAAGUUUGAAGACGGUGAACAUUAUUCCAGCAAUCGGACUGAACGUCCACAGCAUGCUGAAACACGAAGCCGUCGUCCUCACUCUGGAAACACUGAAGUUUCUGGAGGACAAGCUGCUUUGGCACGACCAGCGCUACACCCCUCUGUACCCGUACAAGCUGCCCUACCAAGACGUCCCGUAGAAGACACAAGAUCGCCUGUAAUAUAUUCUGUAUGUGUUUUAUUAUGUUAAAUGUUUAAAUCAUCAAUAAAUAACACCAUUUAUACAAAAAACAAUCGGUACAAGUAUCUAAAAUUCAUAGUUCCUGAUCUUCACACAGAGGGCCGAGCUCUUCUUCUCUGUCGGCACGAUGUACGUGUUCGGCACGUAAAGCCUCCGAGGUUUAGGCUGCAGCACAGAACAAGACGUAGUUUAAUGCAACGUGAAUAUGGAUCCCUUAUGAAAAGGUAUUUUUCUAUGGCUCACCGUGUGAGAUGAAGCUGGAGGGACAGACGUUUUCCUAAAAAAACAAAAAGUAAAUUUGUUCAAGAAAACAUACAAAAACAUUUUGAAGCAACUUCUGACGACCAACUUGUGUUGCUGCAACAAUCUAAUUCAACAGUUGAUGAGCAAGCCAACCUUAAAGCGAGUUAGGCUAACAGUUAGCAGUCAAACAGGCAGUAAAUAUCAAUGUUAGCUAGUUGGAGGCCUUUAACUGGUGUGUUCAUGACGAUAACAUCACUGGAUACGGUGUUUA
Molecule: messenger RNA, 1464 nt
Organism: Anarrhichthys ocellatus (wolf-eel)
Lineage: Eukaryota; Metazoa; Chordata; Actinopteri; Perciformes; Anarhichadidae
Gene: mrpl4
Product: mitochondrial ribosomal protein L4
Exons: 9
Coding region: 1-909 (302 amino acids)
Biological process (GO): translation
Cellular component (GO): ribosome
Molecular function (GO): structural constituent of ribosome
Source: RefSeq, a predicted model, not a curated record